GUUUUUGUGAUGGAUCUGGUGAGAUUUAAUUUGGACUUUGGAUUGUAGUUUUGGGGAUAAAGUUAGAAAGUUGUUUGGCACUCCGUUCUCCCUCUGUCACCAUCUCUUGGAAAUGGAGAGAACUGAAACAUCCACGAAUCAAAGGUCAAAGAAUCACAACACAACAAAACCCCAAGCGAACCCACCACCUUUCAUCCCUUGGUCCCUCUCUUGUUAUCAUCCACAAUUCCUAAUUGUUUCAAUCCACCCACGCUGGUUACUUGCAUAAUUCUAUGGUGGUGGCAUGGCUUCAUGUUCAUGCCACUUGGUGAUUGUCGAUAUGAAUCGAGCAUCUCCAGUUCUACACACUGUAACCCCCAAACACCAUCCAUUCGAGCUUCAACGAUUCAGAGAACCGAAUAAUUCCGUAGGGUUUCCAACCAAGUGCCGAUUACCUGCACGGCGUCGUCUCACUGUGGUUGUUGCUGCUGCUGGGGCGGAGCUCUCGAAUCCUUUCUCCGUCAACAUUGGCUUGGAUUCUCAGACAUACCAGUCUCAUAAUUUGACACAAUUACCAUGGGUUGGUCCACUUCCUGGAGAUAUUGCUGAAGUUGAAGCAUACUGUAGAAUCUUUAGAGCUGCUGAAAGGCUUCACAAUGCAUUAAUGGAUACAUUAUGCAACCCUGUGACUGGGGAAUGUAGUGUUUCUUAUGCUUUUCCUUCAGAGGACAAGCCAUUACUUGAAGAUAAGAUAGUCUCUGUUCUUGGUUGCAUGAUAUGCCUUCUAAAUAAAGGAAGGGAGGAUCUUCUUUCUGGGAGAUCAACCAUCAUGAAGUCAUUUAGUGUCUCGGAUGUAGACAUAAUGGAGGAUAAGCUUCCACCUCUUGCUAUUUUCAGGCGUGAGAUGAAAAGGUAUUGUGAAAGUUUACAUAUUGCUCUUGAAAUCUUUUUGACUGCAGAUGAUACUCGUAGUCUUGAUGUUUGGAGAAAACUUCAAAGGCUGAAAAGUGUUUGCUAUGAUUCUGGGCUUCCACGUGUGGAGGAUUAUCCACCUCCAUCUUUAUUUGCAAAUUGGAAUCCUGUUUAUUUAUCCACAUCAAAAGAAGAUAUAGAACCUGCUGAAUGUGAUGUAGCUUUUUGGAGGGGUAGCCAGUUGACAGAGGAAAGCCUCAAGUGGUUGCUUGAAAAAGGGUUCAAAACCAUUGUGGAUCUUAGAGCAGAGAAUGUAAAUGAUGUGUUUUAUGAAACCGCAUUACAAAACGCACUUUCAUCUGGGAAAAUUGACCUGGUCAAACUUCCGGUUUCAGUGGGGACAGCACCAUCAAUGACACAGGUUGAGAUGUUUUCAUCUGUAUUAGCGGACCCCACCAGAAAGCCAGUGUAUCUCCAUAGCAAGGAAGGUGUUUGGAGAACGUCUGCCAUGGUUUCCAGAUGGAGGCAGUAUGGGUCUCGUUACAUUCAAGAUCAACAACAACUUGCAUCAAACUCAAAACCAGCCAUAGCCAUGGAAGAAGAUGAUGAAUGUUCUUCAACCAGUAAUGGAGCCUACAAAGAUACUGGAAAUGGGGUUUUGGUUGAUUUUUGUGUCAAUCCCAUGGAGUCCCAAUUACCACCUUCCAAUGUUUUCUCAAGAAAAGAAAUGUCCAUGUUUUUCAAAAAUAAAACUCCUUCCCCCACGACAUAUUUCACUUUUGAGCGAAAAAGAUUAGAGAAACGAUUGAGAUCAAGAAAGAAAAGUAGUUUAGAUUCUGAAAGGGGAAAUGGUUCUCUAAAUGGGAAUAAUUUCAGCAAUAAUUCUAAUUCUGUUCCUUCUGGUUCCAGCUUGAAAGAGUUUAAUGAUUCAGAUAGUAGGCAUGCUGCUAAUGAAGUGGGUGGAUCUUCCAAUUCCAUUGUUGUCUCAAGCAAUGGAAAUGGAAAUGGAAAAGUUGGGAAUGAAGAUAUGCAAGUGAUUGAGGGAAAUAUGUGUGCUUCUACAACUGGGGUUGUAAGAAUACAAUCAAGAAAGAAAGCAGAAAUGUUUUUAGUUCGCACAGAUGGGGUUUCUUGCACCAGAGAAAAAGUAACUGAAUCCUCUUUGGCAUUCACUCAUCCAAGCACACAGCAGCAGAUGCUUAUGUGGAAAUCAUCACCCAAGACUGUGUUACUGUUGAAGAAGCUUGGCCUAGAACUAAUGGAACAAGCUAAAGAGGCUGCGUCUUUCUUGUAUCAUCAAGAGAACAUGAAUGUUCUUGUGGAACCUGAGGUUCACGAUGUUUUUGCAAGAAUACCAGGAUUUGGGUUUGUACAAACUUUCUACAGUCAAGAUACAAGUGAUCUUCAUGAGAGGGUAGAUCUGAUCGCCUGUUUGGGGGGAGACGGGGUUAUUCUGCAUGCAUCCAACUUGUUUAGAGGUGCUGUUCCCCCUGUUGUGUCAUUCAAUCUCGGGUCUCUCGGUUUCCUCACUUCACAUGCUUUUGAAGACUUUAAGCAGGAUUUAAAACGAGUGAUCCACGGGAACAACACACUGGAAGGUGUAUAUAUAACUCUUCGAAUGCGUCUCCACUGUGAGAUAUUCCGAAACGGGAAAGCAAUGCCCGGGAAAGUUUUUGAUGUUCUCAACGAGGUUGUCGUUGAUCGCGGCUCCAACCCUUAUCUUUCUAAAAUCGAGUGUUAUGAACAUGACCGUCUUAUUACUAAGGUGCAAGGUGAUGGAGUGAUAGUAGCAACACCUACAGGGAGUACAGCUUACUCUACGGCUGCAGGAGGUUCUAUGGUGCAUCCAAAUGUCCCAUGCAUGCUUUUCACACCAAUUUGUCCACAUUCCCUCUCCUUCAGGCCUGUUAUACUUCCUGAUUCUGCACGUCUUGAAUUAAAGAUACCAGAGGAUGCACGGAGUAACGCUUGGGUCUCGUUUGAUGGAAAGAGAAGGCAACAACUUUCACGAGGAGACUCGCUUGAUUCGUUGCCUCAAUUGGAAUGA
Molecule: messenger RNA, 2938 nt
Organism: Lactuca saligna
Lineage: Eukaryota; Viridiplantae; Streptophyta; Magnoliopsida; Asterales; Asteraceae
Source: the annotation of a GenBank genome assembly